Messenger RNA from Hyaena hyaena (striped hyena), 3011 nucleotides. It is a transcript of the gene FLCN, whose product is annotated as folliculin. The record is from RefSeq and is a predicted model, not a curated record. The transcript has 13 exons. Gene Ontology annotation, cellular component: cytosol. Gene Ontology annotation, biological process: positive regulation of GTPase activity; positive regulation of transforming growth factor beta receptor signaling pathway; negative regulation of transcription by RNA polymerase II. The coding region runs from base 189 to 1928 and encodes 579 amino acids. Gene Ontology annotation, molecular function: GTPase activator activity. NCBI's taxonomy places the organism in Eukaryota, Metazoa, Chordata, Mammalia, Carnivora, Hyaenidae.
AGUCACGCGCCUCGGGCUCGGCGCCGCGGCUGCAGCGGCAGCGGGAAAAAAACUUCAGGUCUUAGAGCUGAAGUAUGGCUGUCCUGCCUGACGCAUUUGGAAAUGGCCUUGAGUGCUCUCGAGUAGGCGGGACAGUGGACGUGUAAUUUUUGCCGGGGAUAAAGGCCGUCUGCUGUCCCCAGGCCACCAUGAACGCCAUCGUCGCUCUCUGUCACUUCUGCGAGCUCCAUGGCCCCCGCACUCUCUUCUGCACCGAAGUUCUGCACGCCCCACUUCCUCAGGGGGCUGGGAAUGGGGACAGCCCUGGCCAGGGCGAACAGGCUGAAGAGGAGGAAGGUGGCAUUCAGAUGAGCAGUCGGAUCCGUGCUCACAGCCCAGCGGAAGGGGCCAGCGCGGAGUCCAGCAGCCCGGGACCCAAGAAGUCGGACAUGUGUGAGGGCUGCCGGUCACUUGCUGCGGGCCAUCCCGGCUAUAUUAGCCAUGAUAAAGAGACCUCAAUUAAAUACGUCAGUCACCAGCACCCCAACCACCCCCAACUCUUCAGCAUUGUCCGCCAGGCCUGCGUGCGGAGCCUGAGCUGUGAGGUCUGCCCUGGCCGUGAAGGCCCCAUCUUCUUUGGGGAUGAGCAGCACGGUUUCGUGUUCAGCCACACUUUCUUCAUCAAAGACAGCCUGGCCAGGGGCUUCCAGCGCUGGUACAGCAUCAUUGCCAUCAUGAUGGACCGGAUUUACCUCAUCAACUCCUGGCCCUUCCUGCUCGGGAAGAUCCGAGGGAUCAUUGAUGAGCUACAGGGCAAGGCACUCAAGGUAUUUGAGGCAGAGCAGUUCGGAUGCCCACAGCGUGCUCAGAGGAUGAACACAGCCUUUACGCCAUUCCUGCACCAUAGGAACGGUAACGCCGCUCGUUCCCUGACAUCCUUGACAAGCGAUGACAACUUGUGGGCAUGUCUUCACACCUCCUUUGCUUGGCUCCUGAAAGCGUGCGGCAGCCGGCUGACUGAGAAGCUCCUGGAAGGUGCGCCCACGGAGGACACCCUGGUCCAGAUGGAGAAGCUUGCAGACUUAGAAGAGGAAUCCGAAAGCUGGGAGAACUCUGAGGCUGAAGACGAGGAGAAAGCCUCUGUUGUGCCAGACGGUGUGGAAGGACGGGAGCUGACCAAAUGCCCAACAGAUUCUUCCUUGCUCUCAGACUGUGGGAACUGGCAGCCCCGAAAGGCGUCUGUCUUUAAGUCCCUUCGGCACAUGAGGCAGGUCCUGGGUGCCCCAUCUUUUCGCAUGUUGGCCUGGCACGUUCUCAUGGGGAAUCAAGUGAUUUGGAAAAGCAGAGACGCAGACCUUGUCCAGUCAGCUUUUGAAGUUCUUCGGACUAUGCUGCCAGUGGGCUGCGUCCGCAUCAUCCCUUACAGCAACCAGUACGAGGAGGCCUACCGGUGCAACUUCCUGGGGCUCAGCCCCCACGUGCAGAUCCCCUCCCAUGUGCUGUCCUCAGAAUUUGCUGUGGUCGUGGAGGCCCAUACGGCCCCUCGCUCCAGCCUCCACCCCAUCGGGUCCGAGGAUGACCAGUCCCUCAGCAAAUACGAGUUCGUCGUGACCAGCGGAAGUCCCGUAGCCGCUGACCGAGUUGGCCCCACCAUCCUGAACAAGAUGGAAGCCGCUCUGACCAACCAGAAUCUGUCUGUGGGUGUGGUGGACCAGUGCCUCGUCUGCCUCAAGGAAGAGUGGAUGAACAAAGUGAAGGUCCUUUUUAAAUUCACCAAGGUGGACAGUCGACCCAAAGAGGACACGCAGAAGCUCCUGAGUAUCCUUGGAGCAUCCGAGGAGGACAACGUCAAGCUGCUCAAGUUCUGGAUGACGGGCCUGAGCAAGACGUACAAAUCGCACCUCAUGUCCACAGUCCGCAGCCCCACGGCCUCAGAGCCUCGUAAUUGAGCCCGCCUUGGGAAUCUGACCCACGUUCACUUUCUGAAGAGUGGGGAUUGCUAUCUUGGCCACUGAGCUCAGAGACGGGCCUUGAAGGCAGGCACAGACCAGUCCUGUUUCUGAACCGCUGGCAUGGAGCUGUUUCCUAGCAAGGAAUGGAAACUGUUGCAGCAGAACUUUGCCCUCUGUGCGGGAUUUGGGCCUGAUACAGUUUUCAGCACCAUUCCACGAGCUGGUUGAAUUGCUGUAGCCCUGAAGCGGGCACGUGGAGAUUUGGGACACUGGGUGCUCUGUGUGUGCGCACUCCUGUGGGAGAUGACCAAGGACAACGUGCAUCUCAUGUCUCUCAAGGAUUUAGAUCUCAGAAUUUAUAGGGAAAACACCUCAGGCCGGUCCCAACUUGGGUAUUUUGGCCACACUCUCAAGGUUAAUGUUUGAACCUUACUGUUCUGAAAUCCAAGACUUUUCCAGGUUUUAUAUGUCUGUGUGUAUGUUUUGCUCCAGUUGUGACUUUUCAGGACAUGUGCUGAUCCUCAGUCAUUGUUAGUAAUCUGGUUUUGAGCUCUGGGAAUGGCCUUUGUGGUGGAAUGGAUGUUUUCCUCAUCUUUGGGCCCUCCAGAAUUCAUGUUCUGGAAUUGUGUGACUUCCAAGGCUUCUGACCAUGCUCUCAGGUGGUUGCUUUGACAUUUCCCUGUGGCUUGAGGACAGGCCACUGAUCCUUCUUACACAAAAAUGAUUCUUUGCUGAAACAUCAGAUGGAGCCAUCUGUCUUGCCUGACUCACUGGAAGUGGAGUUGAGGGACCCAGCACAGUCCUCUUCCGUAUCACUUAGCCCUUUAUUGCUUCUUUAAACAUUUACAUUUGGCAGCAGGUAACAGUUUUCAGAAUAUGGUGACUUAAGAUCGUCUCCUCAUCCCAGUGUGUACCUUUAAAAAGGGUUCAUGGCUUGGAGGGGUUUUCCAGCAGUUUUGCUGAUUUGUUUAUAGUUUUUUGUGUUUGCUUAAUUUAUAUUUAACAUGGAGACUAAGUUUAUAUGACUAGGUAUCUAUCACACAAGAACGUUGAAACACAAUAAAGAUGUAUUUUUUUAAA